GCCGCGGAACCCGCUCAGUUGUAGUCAGGCCGCAGACGGUAGCGUACGCGUUUUCUCUGUUCGAACUGAUCCAACUUUUCGUAAGUUCGCCAUGAUGUUGCCAUGCGUGAUCGCGGUGUUGGCUUUGGUCGGGGCUACCUUUGCGGGCCCUGAGGUCACCGAACUUAAGGUCGACGUAGUAAGCGUUCCCGAAGAAUGCGCUGUCAAGUCGAAGCACGGCGACAUGCUCACCAUGCACUACACCGGUACCUUGGACGACGGUCACAAGUUCGACUCCAGCUAUGACCGCGAUCAACCCUUCACGUUCCAAAUCGGAGUCGGCCAAGUCAUCAAGGGAUGGGACCAGGGUCUGCUCGAUAUGUGUGUUGGUGAGAAACGCAAACUGACCAUCCCAUCCUCAUUGGGCUACGGAGAGCGCGGGGCCGGCAACGUGAUCCCACCCCACGCCACUCUGCACUUUGAUGUAGAACUCAUCAACAUCGGUGACUCGCCCCCAACCACCAACGUCUUCAAAGAAAUCGAUGCUGACGCCGACAACAUGCUGUCCCGUGAAGAAGUGAGUAUAGAGUUAGCGUUCCAAGCAAUGGAUACCGAUGGAGACAAAGAAUUAUCUCGCGAGGAGGUCAGCGAGUACUUGAAGAAGCAGAUGGUUCCGUCUGACGGCGCCGAGAUGAGUGAAGACAUCAAACAGAUGCUGGAGAGCCAUGACAAGCUCGUGGAGGAAAUCUUCCAACACGAAGAUAAGGACAAGAACGGUUUUAUUAGCCAUGAGGAAUUUUCAGGGCCUAAACAUGACGAACUUUAAAUAAUUUAAGCUAGAGAACUCGCUCCCGACUCAACUCUGAUUUCAUAUAAACAAAUAGGUACCUCGGGAGACGAGUCGUAAGACUUGCGUGCAACUGAUUACAAUUAAAUUAUACACAGUCAUAUGUAAUUCUAAUAAUAGCCCCGCAUCGUAAUGAUGUCGAUCUAUAAUAUUUAGAGUUAAAGAGAGUAUGUGAGUCAGUUCUAUAAAGUUUUGUUGAGUCUUUUGUACUUAGUUUAUUUACUUAUGUUGUUGGUGUGCCGGAGUUUGUUAUUAGAAUAUUAAGUAAUAUAUACUUUAAUUUACCUGAGUAUGUAUAACACAUUUAUUCCAUUUUCAGCAUAAUAUUUUCUCUCGAUGUCUAUUUUGCAUGUAAUGUAACAUUUAAAGGUCAACAUAAUAUUAUAAUCAAAUGUAGUAGAUUCAAGCAUAUAAUCACAAUAUUACUUAUUAAAAAUCAUGUGUGCAUCCGACAUUAUUGUAAAAUGUCCGAUUGUAUUAAUCUACUUAGAUUUAAUGAAUAAGUACUUUAGGUACAUACAUACUACAGUACAGGGGCCAUGAUGCCCCGUACCCAUAUAAUCAGAUCUGUUUGUUCCAAGACUACAGCGCCUGUAUUUUAUGUUGACUAUACGAACUAAAUUCAAAUACUGUUACUCCACUUGCUAUUUUAAAUGCGUGAGGCAUUCAAUCAUAUUUUGAAUAACUUUCUGGUCCAAUUUAAGUUCUUAUGUACCUACUUUGUCUAUAUUAUCUACUUGAAUUUUUAUGUACUUAUGUAAAUACCUGUAGGUACGUCGUCUAGGACAACGAUUACCUGUUCGGCAUUCAUUCCGCUGUGGUUUUAAUAUUAAACGUAUUUAUACCA
Molecule: messenger RNA, 1673 nt
Organism: Helicoverpa armigera (cotton bollworm)
Lineage: Eukaryota; Metazoa; Arthropoda; Insecta; Lepidoptera; Noctuidae
Gene: Fkbp14
Product: FK506-binding protein 2
Exons: 4
Coding region: 92-805 (237 amino acids)
Molecular function (GO): peptidyl-prolyl cis-trans isomerase activity; calcium ion binding
Source: RefSeq, a predicted model, not a curated record